UCGUUACUCAGAGUCCUGUCAAACACAUUCUCCUGCUCUCAAUAUUUCACUUUCUUCGCUGAUAACACCUGUGAGAGAUAGAAAGAGAGAGAGAAAGUUCCAUUGACAAUGCAGGAGAACAGAAGAACAGUACGCGUAGGGAAUUUAUCAGAUCUAGCUACCGACAGGGAAGUUCGAGAGUUCUUCUCCUUUUCCGGUGAAAUUGAACACAUUGAGAUUCGACGGGAGCAAGACCUAUACAGGACGGCAUAUGUUACCUUUAAGGAUACGAAAGCUCUUGAAAUUGCUCUUUUGUUGUCGGGAGCAACAAUAGUGGACCAGAUAGUGAACAUAAGUCUGGCUGAAAAUUAUGUACCACAGCCUGAAAUUCAGGAAGUAAGGAUAUUUGUUGACAAUGCUUCAAGCAUCGCCGGGGAAACUAACUCACCAUUUGAUGAGCAGGACAAACAAACUUCUCCAGGCAGUGGAAGGAAAGUAUAUGUGAGUAAAGCACAAGAUGUUGUCUCAAGUGUGCUAGCAAAAGGUUCAGCUAUUGGGCAAGAUGCUAUGAAUAAAGCCAGGGCAUUUGAUGAGAAGCAUCAGUUGACAGCCACUGCAUCUGCUAAAGUCAGUUCCUUUGACCAAAAAGUUGGACUCUCUGAGAAACUGACAGUAGGAAUUUCUGCGGUAAACCAGAAAGUUAAAUCUGUGGAUCAAAGGCUUCAAGUUUCUGAUAAAACAAUGGCUGCACUUAUGGCUGCUGAACGUAAAAUAAAUGACACUGGAUCAGCAGUCAAAUCAAGCAGGUAUGUAACUGCUGGAGCUGCUUGGCUGAAUGGUGCUUUUACUAGGGUGGCAAAGGCUGGGCAGGCUGCUAGUACAAAAACAAGAGAAAAAUGGAACUUUGCAUUCUCAAAUAUGACAGCAAAGGAUUCUCCUCUGGUUGUAUAGACUUGAAUUACAUCAACAUUGCUAAGUUGGCAACAGUGUGGAUUCCUCCGUGGUCAAGAGUUAUUGGAUACUUGUUUUGCCAUUGCAGAUGUCACGAACCAUUAGCCAUAUUCAAUUGAUUUUGCAGUGUGUAUGAUUCUUUUCAUUUUUUUUUUCACCUAAGUUGGUGUUUGAGAUUAUUGAUCUAUCGAAACUGCUUUACAGAUCGUGUAAUUCUACAAGUGUAAUCUGUCAUUUUAUUGUGACGCAGAAUAUAAGUACUUUCUGUCAUCAAUUA
Molecule: messenger RNA, 1207 nt
Organism: Ipomoea nil (Japanese morning glory)
Lineage: Eukaryota; Viridiplantae; Streptophyta; Magnoliopsida; Solanales; Convolvulaceae
Product: binding partner of ACD11 1
Exons: 8
Coding region: 109-930 (273 amino acids)
Molecular function (GO): RNA binding
Source: RefSeq, a predicted model, not a curated record